CUUUCUGUCCAUCUUGAUGUAGACAACUGUCACUACCUACACCGCCAGAAUCACCCGUCGUCGUCAUGUCGUCGACGCCGUCCUCACGCCGCCGAGGGCAUUCUUCUCGAAAUUCUCAGUCCUCCACUCCGGCUCAACAAUCCCAAUCCACUCCAAGGAGUACGAGACGAGCACCCAAUGGAGCAUCUGCAGUUGCAUCCUCCUCGCCUUUUUCCUUCCGUUCUUCCCCUGCUCGAGCGACCCCCGCGCCUCCGUCGCAAAUGGCAAACGAUGACAUGCUGAUAAGUUCUCCCCCCGGACACUCGUCUGAGGUAGGCGACCGAGAGACAACUCCGCGCGCGUCAACCCGACUGGUGGCAGAUUCAUCCCCCGUUAGAUACGAUCCUAGUUCGAGCCCGGCGAGAAGUUCACAGCAACCCCGUUCCGAUAUUGGCAGCAGCAGUAGUGCCCUUUUUGUCCGCCAGGACCAUCAGCCAAGAAUAUCCUCCCGGAGAGGUGACAUCCAUUCUGAUGCAUUUGCACCCUCGUCCGCUCCUCGUCACCGAAUCUAUAUUGGCGAAGAUGGCAUGCCCAUUCGAGACGGAAACGAUCCCACUUCCGAGGCUACUUUCUCAAACCUCAAUCCCGACACGUCCGAGGCCGAUGCCAUGGGAGGCGACUCGACCAGAGUCAUCUGGGGCACCAAUAUAUCUGUGGUAGAUUCCAUGGCCUCAUUCAAGAAUUUCCUCUACAACUAUGCUAAGAAGUAUCGCAUGUGGGCCGACGGGGCCACGGAAGAGGAAACGCGUGCUCUAGGGGCAGUUGCAGACGAAAAGGAAUAUCUGCCAAUGCUUCAGAAUAUGAGAAGGAUGGGCGUCCACCCCCUUAACCUGGACGCCCGCAACCUCAAAGCGUAUCCCGCGACCUUGAAACUGUGGCAUCAACUCCAGGCCUAUCCUCAGGAAAUCAUUCCCUUGAUGGACCAAGCCGUAAAAGAUGUCAUGGUGGAAUUAGCUCAGAAGGAAAUGCAAGAGUUACGCCGAGCUCAUACCAACGCCCCUGCUUUGCGCGCAAUCAAUGGGAGCUCAAUGCCUCCACUUCCCUCUUCUGAUCUGGGACGCGGGACACCUGGAACAGGCCCUGCUGCCGAUGAAAUCCCUGACCUGGUAGAGGAAGCAGAGAUGCAACCUUGGAAGGUCAUGCCAUUUGGGCUGGACAAGACGAUCAACAUGCGGGAGCUCGAUCCAGCCGAUAUCGACAAGCUGAUUUCGGUCAAAGGACUUGUCAUUCGAACUACCCCAGUCAUUCCUGACAUGAAAGAGGCCUUCUUCAAAUGCACCGUCUGCCAACAUACGCUGUACGUGUCAAUCGAUCGCGGAAAGAUCGCAGAGCCGAUCGAGUGCCCGCGCCCAGCUUGCAAAUCCAAGGACAGCAUGGAGAUCAUUCACAAUCGCUGUAUAUUUGCGGACAAGCAGGUGAUCAAGUUGCAAGAGACGCCGGAUUCAGUGCCGGACGGACAGACGCCUCAUAGCGUGUCUCUCUGCGUGUAUGAUGAUCUGGUCGACGUCUGCAAGGCUGGUGACCGAAUUGAGGUCACUGGCAUUUUCCGAAGCAAUCCAGUCCGUGUCAAUCCCCGCCAACGCACAGUCAGAGCGCUCUUCAAGACUUACGUGGAUGUCCUUCACGUGCAAAAGGUCGAUAAACGCAAGUUGGGCAUUGACAUGUCGACGAUAGAGCAAGAGCUCUCUGAGCAGGUUGCGGGCGAGGUCGAGCAGACUCGAAAAGUGACAGCCGAGGAAGAAGCCAAAAUCAAGGAAACGGCCGCCCGCGAAGACAUCUACGAGCUUCUGUCGAGGAGUCUGGCUCCAAGCAUCUACGAGCUGGAUGACGUCAAGAAAGGCAUCCUCUUGCAACUGUUCGGCGGUACGAACAAGACAUUUGCAAAGGGUGGCAGCCCCAGGUACAGAGGCGACAUCAAUGUCUUGUUGUGUGGUGAUCCAUCCACUUCCAAGUCCCAGCUCCUGCAAUAUGUCCACAAGAUCGCCCCGCGAGGAGUCUAUACAUCUGGAAAAGGUUCCUCGGCGGUCGGACUGACAGCGUACGUGACCCGAGAUCCAGAAUCCAAACAACUCGUGCUCGAGUCCGGAGCUCUAGUCCUUUCCGACGGGGGUGUCUGCUGCAUUGACGAAUUCGACAAGAUGAACGAGUCUACCCGCUCGGUGCUGCACGAAGUCAUGGAACAGCAAACCGUCUCCAUUGCGAAAGCGGGCAUCAUCACCACCUUGAACGCAAGGACAAGUAUCCUCGCUUCAGCAAAUCCGAUCGGGAGCAAGUACAACCCGAAUCUCCCGGUGCCCCAGAACAUUGAUCUGCCGCCGACGCUACUGUCGAGGUUUGACCUUGUGUACCUUGUGCUGGACCGAAUUGAUGAAGUGAAUGAUCGGAGACUUGCGAAGCAUUUGGUCGGCAUGUACCUCGAAGACACGCCUGAUAAUGCGUCGAGGGAGGAAAUCUUGCCCAUUGAGUUCCUCACCUCUUAUAUUUCCUACGCCCGCAACAACGUCCACCCAAGUAUCACACCCCCGGCUGCCAACGCCCUGACGAACGCCUACGUUGCCAUGCGCAAUCUCGGUUCCAACAUCCAAUCCUCCGAAAAACGCAUUACAGCCACUACUCGCCAGCUGGAAUCCAUGAUUCGUCUGUCUGAAGCCCACGCGAAAAUGAGACUGUCGCCUAUCGUGGAAGAGACAGAUGUGAAUGAAGCUGUGAGACUGAUCAAGUCGGCGAUCAAGGCCAGCGCCACGGACUUGAGAACGGGCUUGAUUGAUAUGGGCUUGUUGAGUGAGGGUGGAGGUGUCAGCGAACGGCGGAGGAGAGAGGAUCUAAAACGAGCAGUGCUGGAAGUAUUGGAUACGGACGGUGCUAUCCGCAGCGGAGGAGCUCUGAGGUACACGGAUGUCUAUCGAAAGGUUUCCGAGGGCAGCAGCGUGGAAGUUGAAGGCACCGAGUUCAACGAUGUCAUUAGAGCGCUGGAAGUCGAAGGGAAAAUCACCCUGACUGGCGAGGGAGCCAGGAGAUCCGUGAGGCGGAUUACGGGUGUCUGAAUGUGCCCACAGACAGGCGUACCGCGUGCAAAGAAUCCUGGGAGCGAAUGGAUGGACGAAUACGACAUGGUCGGGGACGUGACCGUGGACUAUUGACUAUUAUACCUUGCCCUGGAGGUUCUCUUCUCAGUGACUUCCUCUCCGUCCCCUGCCUGCCAUUGUUGGUUUUGGUGUUUGGGUAUUUGGGAUCAUAUGUGGAGUCGGUGUUUUAUCCAAUGGUUGGGUUUCUUCCGCUACGAUGAUGAGGGACGACCGUGUUGAGACAGGCUACAGAUGAGCGCAGGGGUGCGUUGGCCGCGUGGCCGCGUGGUCGGGUGGUCGGGCAGGUAUCUAUGUGGUCAUGAUGAUAAGUAAAUGAAGGACUGGGACGAGGAUGAGAACAAUACACCGUAUAUUGAGUAAGAAGGACCCGAGGUGACUGCGAUGUAACCUUCUCGACGACAGUGUGCAACGGGGACGAGGCUGAGACCUAGGAACCCUAUCUAUAGAGUGAGAAUGAGAGGACUGAG
Molecule: messenger RNA, 3592 nt
Organism: Cladophialophora immunda
Lineage: Eukaryota; Fungi; Ascomycota; Eurotiomycetes; Chaetothyriales; Herpotrichiellaceae
Exons: 3
Coding region: 66-3083 (1005 amino acids)
Biological process (GO): mitotic DNA replication initiation; DNA replication; DNA strand elongation involved in DNA replication
Cellular component (GO): MCM complex; nucleus
Molecular function (GO): ATP binding; single-stranded DNA binding; single-stranded DNA helicase activity
Source: RefSeq, a predicted model, not a curated record